AUGAUCUCAUUAAUUUUUGUCUUCUUAAUAACUACGUAUGCCUAAACAUAUGUCGGAUAAAAUUUAUGUUCAGCAUUAACAUCGGUAACUUGUGGGGCUGAUGAGCUUGCUGGUAAAGGCUGGUGCUUUUGGGAUAGGUAAAUUGUGACAGUAUUAAAUUAGCACUCUCGCUACUCCUGCUUGUGUAACCUUACCUUGCUAUCUUAUUGAUGAAGUAGCAGCCUGUCGAACAGGAGGAUCAUUAUAAACUGGCGGUGCAAAUACAGAAUGUGAUUCCUUGGAGACAUUUAGUCUUUAAUAUGAUAAUGUUUGCUGUGAUAAGAAUCUUGGAAAACUGAAUUAUGCCUUCGUAAGAUUCACCAUGAAUUUUGAUGGGUCUGUCGAUUCAACCAAUGAUGCCACUCCAAUUCCUAUGGCAUCUUUGAAUGUUGCUACCAGUGUCAAAGAAAUGUUUAAAUUGUAUACAAUCAACCCUUGGUUAGUUUCUUAGGAAACAAGUGAGGACAAUUUUCAAAGCAAACUUCUUGCCAUCUUAAAUAAAUAUUUAGAACCAGCAACUCGAGAUGUUCUACUUUAGUAAUCAAGAUCUCACCCCUUCUACUUAGAGAGAACAGUCUACCAAUCCCUAUAAUUACUCAGGGACUGGACCGUCAUACAUAGGUCUACCCUUGCUUUAAGAAGUGCUAUUCUGCCUUAGAUUUGGAGUUUAGCACUUGUUGCUCUAACUAGAAUGACGACAUUUUAACCCAAUUAUUAUCAAACCAACUAUUAUUUUAUCAACUUUGCCAUCAUUCCUUAUUUUAGAAACUCUCUCAAGAUGUCAGGUCAAUUGCACACUUUGACCAUUGAUUGGAGUGGCUAUAACUAUGCUGAUAAAGGCUAUGUGAUGGUUUAUUCAUAUGCACCAGAACAAUUUGGAAUUAUUAAAGCUUAUACUGAUGUUGUUUGUAUUCGUCCAUUUCUAGGAAGCACUGUAGCAUAUGUAAGCAAAGAAGAUAACUAUGAUAAUUUAUUUGUUUCGCUUAAAUUUACCUAUUAUUGGUCAGAUACCACUCUAACUAUCGAUUAAACUUAACUUAGAUUAUAUUCAAUUAGUGAUGACACCUAAACUAUCACAGACACUCUUGUUUCCUUUACUUGUACUCUUGCUUCAAGAAUAUGUACACAUACAGGAACUUAUACGCCAUCUACUCUUCCAUCUAAUGGAAAAGGAUAAAAUUAUUUUAUAGCUCACGUUAACUAUAAUCUAGCAUAAAGUGACAAAAAGAGAGCAUAAUGUAUUUUGGCUUACAAGACCUGGACAACUGUUUGUGCUUGAGAUUUUAUUGAGAGAUUAAAAAUUAGUUUUUAAAUAAUUU
This is a messenger RNA of Paramecium octaurelia, 1358 nucleotides long. Lineage: Eukaryota; Ciliophora; Oligohymenophorea; Peniculida; Parameciidae. The record is from the annotation of a GenBank genome assembly.